UUCGGGCAGUAGUCAGGGGACACCCUGAACUGGUUGCCAGCCAAUCGCCGGGCACACAGAGAUGAAUAACCAUACAUGCUCACACUCACACCUCAGGACAAUUUCAAGGAUUUCAUUAACCUGCCAUGCACGUUUUUGUAAUGUGGGAGGAACCCGCAGAGAACCCGCGCAGGCACGGGACAGCAUGCUCCACACAGGAACAGAACUAAGCCAAUAAAUACCCCACACAACAAAAUAACUACCAUAUGUAAGCAGCACACUCUUAAUUCAAAACGUGUAGAGGAGGCACAAUUCCCCUGAAAUACAGUUUCAACCCACUCACCUGUACAUGAUUUAAUGUCAUACAAAAUCAAGAUUCAUGCUUGCUCCUUUCAUGUGGAUGCAGAACCAAGUGCAAAUUCUGAAAUAAAAACCCUUUAAGGCAAAGGACUUAGAACAGAAGGCUUGGUCUAUGUGUGUGCAUCGUCACACUUAUUCUCUAAUCAGGAGACAAGACACGCUUGUGGUUGUGCGGCCACUUCAAACGAUGCUCUUGAAUUCAGAUUAGUCAAGACACACCAACACAUGCACAUACACACUAUUUGCAUUUUAAAAGAUUCUUUUGUCUGAGCUUGAGUGUCAUGUGAUCAUCCAAGAGAUGUUAGACUUGCUCACCGUUUUUUAGGAUUCGUCUUCACAACCAGUGCUGCCUCAAUCACAUACGUAUCGUGUGAAUGGAUGAAGAUUUCUGCAUGAGCUAAACAUUAAAAUCAGGAGAUUUACCAGCAUGCCACGUCCAGUGUAUGAUUCACAAAGGUUAUCUGUGAAAACAUGGACAGAGGAAGACAGUGACCAGGACAGCCCACUUAGCAGAGGGCAGUCGAGGUGUGAUGACACUUCCUCAGAACUACAGAGAAUGGCGGCCAUUGACAGGAAAGAUGUCACACCACAGAAUUCCCUCCAUGGCCAAGGUGCUCUAUCCAGGAUAGUGAACAUGGUGAUGACUCUCAGAGAAUGGGCUCAGAAGAGCACGGCCGAGGAGAGAGAGCGACCCGAUUCUUUUUUGGAGCGUUUCCGGGGCCCCGCUCACUUGGACGUACAUGCCCCGUCGAGCCGUUUUAGCCACGGUCACAAUGGCUCAGACAGUGAAAUGAGACGCACAAAAAGGAAGAGGAAGUGUAACAAUGUCACCUUAUCGCCGUCGGAUGAUGUGUAUUACCACUGGCUGAUGGUGAUUGGUCCUGCUGUUUUUUAUAACUGGACCCUAUUAGUUGUCAGGGCCUGUUUUGACGAGCUGCAGACGAGGAACGUUUUGGUGUGGCUGGUCUUGGACUAUAUCUGCGACGGGGUCUACAUCUUUGACAUCGCUGUUCGUCUCCAUACAGGUUUCCUGGAGCAAGGACUGAUGGUGAAGGACGGCCACCGUUUGCGGGAAACCUACAUCCGAACCUUACAAUGUAAGCUGGACAUCUGCUCCAUCCUUCCAACCGAUCUGUUGUAUUUGACUUUCGGAGUCAGUCGCACUCCCCUUCUUCGAUUCAAUCGUCUGCUGCGCCUGCCACGGCUCUUUGAGUUCUUCGAACGGACUGAAACGAGAACAGGCUACCCAAAUACCUUCCGCAUCGGUAAACUUGUCGUCUACAUCCUGGUGAUCAUCCACUGGAAUGCCUGCGGAUACUACAGCUUCUCCAAGAUCCUGGGACUGGGUUCCGACUCCUGGGUUUAUCCCAAUGCCUCGGAUCCGGAGUACGCCUCCCUGACCCGAAGUUACAUAUACUGCCUGUACUGGUCCACUUUGACGCUGACUACCAUCGGAGAGACCCCACCUCCUGUGAGAGAUGAGGAGUAUCUCUUCCUAAUAUUUGACUUUCUGGUAGGCGUUCUGAUUUUUGCAUCCAUUGUGGGGAAUGUCGGAGCUAUGAUCUCAAAUAUGAAUGCCACAAGAGCAGGCUUUCAGGCGCGUGUAGAUUCUCUGAAACAUUACAUGCACUUCAGGCAUGUCAACAAGGUUUUAGAACAGCGUGUCAUUCGGUGGUUUGACUACCUCUGGACCAAUAAGAAGACUAUCGACGAACAGGAAGUGCUGAGGAGCUUACCGAGUAAACUGAGAGCAGAGAUUGCAAUCAACGUUCACCUGGACACACUGAAGAAGGUGCGUAUUUUCCAGGACUGCGAGGCAGGUCUCUUGGUAGAGUUGGUGCUCAAACUUCAACCACAGGUUUUCAGUCCAGGAGAUUACAUCUGUAGAAAGGGAGAUGUGGGUAAAGAGAUGUAUAUCAUUAAAGAUGGCCGCCUUGCUGUGGUGGGGGAGGAUGGAGCCACGCAGUUAGCUGUCCUCACAGCAGGGAGCUGCUUUGGAGAGAUCAGCAUCCUGAAUAUCAGCGGCAGCAAGAUGGGGAACCGACGCACGGCUAAUAUUCGCAGUCUGGGGUACUCAGACCUUUUCUGCCUUUCCAAACAAGACCUGAUGGAUGCACUGCAGGAGUUCCCCCAUGCCAGGGCUCAACUGGAGCAGAGGGGUCGGGAUAUUCUGCGGAAGGAGGGGCUGUUGGAAGAAGUCAAUGUAUCUGCAGGGGAGGAGUUGGAGGAGAAGGUGGAGAGGUUGGAAACCAGUGUGGAUCGACUACAGACAAGUUUGGCACGUCUGCAGAGUGAGUUCAACUCUGCACAGCUUCGAAUGAAGCAGCGAAUGACAGCCCUCGAGCACAACAUCACCACGGUAACUACAGGCAGUGGCUUUCUGUCAGACACAGACGGCAACGACAGCGCAUCUGGUGGCGGCGGGUUACGCAGCCAAAUAAAUAUUCAGCUUUAAAUAAUCCAUAGAAUAAUAAGUCUUUUAGUAUGUAGAGCUCAUUAAAAGGAAAUAAUCAUAUUUUGUAUUUAUAAAUUAAAUUGUGGAAUAAGUUUUCUUGAAUGAUUGAUAAUUUUAUUUCAUCCUCAAUUAUUUCUGAAAUAUUGUUUCUGAUGACUGAUUUCAUCUAUACGUGACAUAACGAAAUGAAAAUGCCACAGGGUGCUCCAAACCGUUUCAUUAUUCUCUAUUUUAAUUGAUCGUAUUCCUGGUGUGACUGUCCUAUAUGCUACUGCAUUCUGAGAUUUAUAAGCUUCCAUUACUACAAAAGAUAGCAUUUUAAUGAUUGCUGGUUUUCACGUGACUGCAAAUGACGCCACUAACCGAUUUCUGAAGAAUUUUACAAGUCUCUCAGUAUAUUGGAAUUUCACUGAACAUCUCAAUGCCUGAACACAUCAUAAAGUUAACAUACAUUGAAUGGUUGACAUAAGCAUUGUUAAUAUUUGUCAAGUAGAUAUUUUUCUGUGGUUGUUGGCCUCAAUAAGACAGUUUGUCUUCUCUGCGGGAUUCCUCAUGGGGCCGUCUUAGGGCUCAACCUUUUUGGACUCUAUGUUCUUCUCAGAGCUGUCUUAAGCAAAUCUUAAUGUAUUUCAAGGCAAUUGUGUGCAGAUGAUCUUUCGAUUAAUUUUUCAAUCUUCAUGGUACCAGUGGCAUUAAUUGCACUGCAUGACUGCAGUUACAGGAACGGUUGGAUGGCUCACAACUCAUUUCAAUUAAGUAUGGCAAAACUCAAGUCGUGUAUUAAUUGUUGGCACCUGUUUUGGGCCACUUUUUAAAAAAGAUGGGCCCCAGUUUGAUAAACCUUAGUCGUAUUCAUGCUUUUCAAUGAACACAUUAAAACGGUUAACUGUUUCCUGUUUUUUCCUCAUCAAGAAUAUUUCUACACUUGUGCCCAUUUGAAGACAUUCUGAAUUAUAAAUGAUGAAUGGAAUCUUUCGAUAUAUUUCUUUUUGUGUUGUGAAAUGAUUUCCCGUCACCUUGCAGACCCAUCUGUCUGUUAUUGGGACAGACCGCAUCUUAUUGGCCUCCGCACAAAAUGAAAAACUAGAGGUUGUAUAUCUUGCAACCUGCUGCUCAUAAAUUGUGGAAUGCACUUUUUGUGCUAAGAUCUGCCUGUUCUGUUGACAUCUUGAAAAAGCUGUUAAAAGCACAUUGGUUUCACCAUUACAGUUUUACUUGAUUGUUUUGAUUUGUUUGAUUGCAUUAACUGUAUAGUUUGUGAUUGUGUAUUUAAACCAUGUGAAUUGCUUUGUGUGAGAAUUCCACGUCAAUAAAAGUUGCUUAUGUACAGUUCUAUGGAUUUACAAGCCCCAAACUAGAUGGGUUUCAUUAGCCUUUUUAAGCUGCAUUAAUACAAGCUACUGUUUCAUUUUGAUUUUUGAUGAUGCAUCAUUAUUUUUAUUCAUGAGUAUGAUUUUCAAAAUUGUGAUAUCUGUAUCGCUGUCAAAAAUAAAUAAUGACACUGCGGGGAAAACGGUAAUGAAAA
Messenger RNA from Hippocampus zosterae (dwarf seahorse), 4319 nucleotides. RefSeq names its product cyclic nucleotide-gated olfactory channel-like. Lineage: Eukaryota; Metazoa; Chordata; Actinopteri; Syngnathiformes; Syngnathidae. Gene Ontology annotation, biological process: monoatomic cation transmembrane transport. The coding region runs from base 767 to 2794 and encodes 675 amino acids. The transcript has 11 exons. Gene Ontology annotation, molecular function: intracellularly cAMP-activated cation channel activity; intracellularly cGMP-activated cation channel activity; protein-containing complex binding. Gene Ontology annotation, cellular component: intracellular cyclic nucleotide activated cation channel complex; plasma membrane. The record is from RefSeq and is a predicted model, not a curated record.